Betta splendens (Siamese fighting fish) is the source of this 3977-nucleotide messenger RNA. It is a transcript of the gene rbm12, whose product is annotated as RNA binding motif protein 12. Gene Ontology annotation, cellular component: ribonucleoprotein complex; nucleoplasm. Gene Ontology annotation, molecular function: RNA binding. NCBI's taxonomy places the organism in Eukaryota, Metazoa, Chordata, Actinopteri, Anabantiformes, Osphronemidae. The transcript is spliced from 2 exons. Gene Ontology annotation, biological process: regulation of RNA splicing. The record is from RefSeq and is a predicted model, not a curated record. The coding region runs from base 52 to 2748 and encodes 898 amino acids.
GACCACAACUCAAGACACACCCGGUUGUAGGGCUGUUGUUUAGCAGUCAAUAUGGCGGUAGUCAUCAGGCUACAGGGUCUGCCUAUAGUGGCUGGCACCAUGGACAUCAGACACUUCUUCUCUGGCCUCACCAUCCCUGAUGGGGGAGUUCAUAUCGUGGGCGGUGAGCACGGAGAGGCCUUUAUUGUUUUUGCUACUGAUGAGGACGCUCGCCUGGGGAUGAUGCGUACAGGUGGGUCCAUUAAGGGCUCAAAAGUGUCGCUGUUACUAAGUAGCAAGACGGAAAUGCAGAACAUGAUUGAACUGAGCCGUCGCAGGUUUGAAGCUGGCACAAGUGCUGUGGAGACCGCUGCACCUACAGCAGGAAAUGCCAACCGAUCAGGGGGUGCUGCCUCCAUACCCACAGUGCAGUCUGGGUCAGCAGGCAGAAGCACUAGCCAUGGAAACCAGGGUUUCAGUAACACUUCAGCCUUAGCGACGACAGCAAGCUCCUCUCAGGAGUCCUCAAGCAACAAGGCAGCAGCCACUAUGGCCAAUGUGGUGCCUAGCUUUCCCAACAGCUAUAGUUCAGCACCUACAAUCACCACUGCAUUGGCAACGCUCAAUGCAGGCCCCCCACCAAUCCCUCCACUUACCAAUAUGCCUUCAAUGCCUCCUAUGCCCACAUUACCCACAAUUCCUGUUCCUCCUCCAGUAUCCUCUCUCCCCCCUGUGCCCACUGUCUCUCCUUUGUCCCAAGGUCCUCCAGUCCCUCCUAUGUCCCACCUUCCUCAUAUGUCGUCCCUGCCUCCUUUCAACCCUUCCCUCCCUCCUCCAGCAGGACUAGGUUCUGGCCUCCCUCUUGGAACACCCAAUCCCAUGUUGUUUAAUCCUCUAACUCCCCUGGCAUCUCUUGGCCUCCAAGCUCACAUGAAGGCUGCUGCUGCAGCAGCUACUGGUGUAGGAGCGGCCAAUCCUGAUGAGUUGUUUGUCCUCCUGCAAAACCUGCCCUUCUCUUGUUCUGAGGUGGAGAUCAGGGAAUUUUUUAGAGGGUUGGGGGUGGAUGGGGUUCGCCUGCAGAGGGAUUCCCAAGGUCGACCAUCAGGCAGGGCUAUGGUAAAGUUCUUCUCGCCCCAGGACAGCUUUGAAGCAGUAAAGCGGGGAGGCGGCAUAAUGGGGCAAAGGUUUAUUGACAUUUCCCCAAGCUCAGAGCGGCAGUGGGCCAGUCUUGGUGACAGUGGGAGCAUCCAUCCUCCCCACAACAGCAGUAAAUCAAAUAACGGCAAUGAGUUGCAGGACCAACAGCAUCGUCGUGGAAAUACUGGGUCAGGGGGCAGGGAUCAGCGUGGAAGAUCUAGAUCUCCACACCGCCAGGAGUUUUGUGUCUACCUGAAGGGCCUUCCCUAUGAGGCUGACAAAAAACAGAUAAAGGAAUUCUUCAAGAAUUUGGCAGUUGUGGAGGACAGCAUCUACAUUGCCUAUGGGCCCAAUGGGCGGGCCACAGGGGAAGGAUUUCUUGAAUUCCAAACUGAGCAGGACUACAAGUCUGCUCUAGGAGCUCACAUGCAGUACAUGGGCACUCGUUUCAUCCAAGUUCACCCAAUCAGCCGAAAGGGAAUGCUUGAAAAGAUUGAUACCAUACGUAAGCGUGAAGCAGCACAGGGUGAUGGUAAGAACCCAGAUGGCCUAAAAGUUCCCAGGAAUUGCGCACACAUAACUAAUAUUCCAUACAGUGUCUCCAAGAAGGAUGUCCGUGCUUUCUUGGAAGGUGUGGGGCUGUAUGAAGACACUCUGAAGGUUCUCACAGACAGCCAUGGCAAUGGUUUAGGGCAAGCUAUCUUUCAGUUGAGGACUGAGGAAGAUGCCCGGAAGGCUGAAAGACUGCACCGCCAAAAAUUGAAUGGCCGUGAUGCCUUUGUCCAUCUUGUUACCUUUGAGCAGAUGAAAGAAAUUGAGAGGAAUCCACCUCCACAGAACAAGAGGGGCCAACGCAACCAAAACUUGCAAAACCAAAAUCAGAACCAGCCUCAACAAGCACAGCCCAGUCCCCAGCAGCCGCAGAUCAACCCAUUUGCUGGGAUUAGUGGGGAGGAGUUUAACUUUCUCAGAAACACCAUGGGGAAUCUCAACAAUGCUCCCUUUGUGACUCCAUUCUCAGCCCCAGGGAAUGGUUUAGCGGGACCUCCUCCUCUUCCUCCUUUAGCAGCUGGGUUGGAUAUGAAUCUGGGUGUAGCUCCUCCACUUGUUGCUGGUCUUCCUGGAGCUCCAAUCUUAGAGCCACCAGGCUUUCGACCUGGAAGUGGAGGAGGUGGUCCAUUUGGCCAGGAUGGAUUACGAGGCUUAGCACCAUUUGAUAAUGCCAACAGAAAAGGAGGUGUUGGACAAAAUCGAGGGGGAGGAGCUAAUAACCAAGGACGUCCAGGGGGUGGAAACGCUGGCGUGCCACAAGUCUUUACGCCAGGAUCUGAUCUCCAUAACCAGCCAGCCCCUGGAGUACCUAAUAAUCCCAACACUCAACGUGGGGCUGCUGGCCCAACUAUUGUAAAGCUUCAGAACAUGCCGUUUACUGUAACUGUGGAUGAAAUUAUGGACUUUUUCUAUGGCUACCAAGUGCUGCCAGGCUCAGUCUGCCUACAGUUUAGUGAGAAAGGUCUGCCUACAGGCGAGGCAAUGGUAGCUUUCCAGAGCCAUGAGGAGGCUGCCGCUGCUGUUAUGGACCUCAACGACCGACCUAUUGGAGCACGCAAGGUCAAAAUAAGCCUGGGUUAAAGCCCCUCUUAAACUGAAUCUAGUUAAACAUAUUAAAACUACCUGGAUCGAUGAUUCAAGUGGAACAUAGCCAACAAAAACGUACAUGACCUUCCCAUGACACAGUUUUGACCUUUCCCUGUUCGCUAACUGUGAGUCAUCACUGAACAUUCUCUUCUUGCUUGUGAUGAUGGCAGGUAAGCCAUGUUGCCCUGCAAUCUGUCUUUAAGGAAACCUUUAAUCCAGACUUUGACAUUUCCUGCAGCUUCCUUGCUGACUCUGGUAGCACAAACUGAUGAUGACGAUGAAAUGAUAAUGUUGGCACAAUUUUGGUUCUUUUUUGACCCUGUCUCUGACAAUGCAGCUUUUUGUCAAAUUAUGUCCAGAGCUCACACUGAACGUACUCACUUGUUUUGUGGUAAAAUGAUUAAAAUUGAAUAUUGUUUCUGUAUGCGCUCACAAUGCUGUGCUGCAGUGGUUUAAAAUUGACAUGCUAUGUUGCUAUGGAACUACCUUUACAUGCUCUGUUGCUAUGGAAGAAUGGUGAGUUGCCCCAGUAUGUUGCCAUUAUAAAAUGUUUAUGCGAUGUUGCUAUGGCUAAAUCGUCACAUUAUCUGUUGCCAUGGUAAAGUCUCCGUUUCUGUUGCUGUGGUAAUGUCUUUACCUUAUCAUUUGCUAUGGUCUUUACAUCCUCUGUUGCUUUUGAAAAUGUGAUAAAAAGCUGUGUUGCUAUGAUAAAAUGUUUAUGCUCACAUGCUGUAGUGCAAUGUUGAUAUGCCCAUUGCUAUGGUAAAAAAAUAUACUGACAUCAAGCUGUACUGUCAGUGUAACAGGCUGACAUGACACCCUGUUGCUAUGGUAAAAUGAUACAAUUAUGUGUUGCAAGAGUGGUCUGUGGAUGAGCGAUGGACAGAUUGCCGUUUUAUUUUGUAAAUAAUGACUUGGUGCCGCUGAUACUGUCAUAUUUUCUGAUAAUGCUGUGUUUAAUGCCACCCUCAACCCAACCCUUUCUCACCAUAUGUCCAGAAGGUGUUUGGACUGUAGAGUGCUAAGAUGAUAUUUGUAGUGUUUUUAGUUUGGUAGCUUUUUGAGGUAUGUUUGAUUAUCCUUUUGGAUGUUUUCAUCUUAAAGCAAGUUUUUGUUUAUAUUGUCCGUGUAAACAAGCUUGUAUGAUCAUGUAACCAUACAUGGUGUGGAGUCUCCUUUUCUUUGAUAAAUAAAAGGACAUUCCUGAUGUGCACCUGAAAUGA